Molecule: messenger RNA, 1610 nt
Organism: Amphimedon queenslandica
Lineage: Eukaryota; Metazoa; Porifera; Demospongiae; Haplosclerida; Niphatidae
Exons: 6
Coding region: 182-1291 (369 amino acids)
Molecular function (GO): protein binding
Source: RefSeq, a predicted model, not a curated record
GGUAUAAAUAGUGACAUUUUUGUACAUUGAGGGAGUGAAAAACAUUCUGAUAAGAAAUUAGAGAGAUUGCUGGUUGGGCAAAUUGAUUGCGCGAAGAAGACAAAGCAGCUGCAUGAGUUGGUCCACUGGAGAUUGUACAUCCUCAUAGCAUUCUUAGUUACAGGAAUUGUUUCAUCCAGUUAUGCUACUCAAUACUGUUGCAUUACUAUUAGGAGUAGAGCUUAUCCUACUCUACUCUGGAUUGGCAGAUGGUGUUAUCACUAACUUUCAGUGCACUGAUGGGCCAGUAUGUGCAGGGGAUAGAAUAGAAUGCAGGUGCACAACAAAUACUGGUACUUUAGAAUGGUUCAUAAGUUACAGCCCAGUAGAACCUUUAAAAUGGAACCCAAUCCCAGUAGUUUCAUUUUUUAAAAACAGAACUAAGCCUGAAGGAUAUUAUGGUUAUAACUUCACGUUCAAUACGACUUAUACGGGUCUGAACACUUCAAUACUGACCUUUAAUCUUAAUCACUCUGAGAGUGUACUCAUUGAAUGUGCAAAUGGAAAUGAGAUUGAUAAGAUGAACACAACAGUUACUGAUUCAGGAUAUUAUGCAAAAGCUCCAACAAACAUAACAACAACAUUUACAAUAACAGGCGUUAUUUUACAAUGGGAGGACACUGAAAAUAAUUGUAAUUCUACUGAGUAUAACGUAACUCUUAAUGGUACAUCAACCGGUGUAUUGAUAUAUAAUACUAGUAACACAGUCAUAUUUAUAAACUUUAAUAAACUAAACAUAGCAGAAACCUAUACAUAUACUGUUAGAGGGUGGAAUGGACAGCAAAGUAACAUCAGUAGAUCAUUCACACUUGCUCCUGUUAAAGUGACAAGUGUCCAUAUAAAUACAACUAAUACUACUGAUCCUUGUAAGAAUAAUAGUUGCUGUGCUAAUGUUACACUGAAUAUAAUACUGGAAUCACCAGAUACAGGUUUGAAGCAUCCAAGCCAGUACCACAACAUAUCAUACAAUUCCAUUACUGGAAAUAUACCAAUAACAUAUGAAAUAAUAGAGUAUGGUGAAACAGUAUGGACUGGAUCAGGAUUUAAAUACAAUGAGGCCUAUUGCUUUACAGUCACACCAAUGAAUUAUUUCAGCACAGGAGAGCCAAUAAGUAAUGAUACAACUACUGAAUAUCAAUGUCAAUCACCAGGAAAUGGUGGUGAUAAUGGUGAUGAUAAACUAAGGAGCAAUAUAGGAUUGAUUGUAGGACUCGUUAUAGGAGUGGCCUCAAUAAUAGCCAUAAUUAUAUAGUCAUAAUCAAAAUAAUGCAGAAUAGGAUACAAAAAAGGAGGUUCAAAGAUAAGGAAACAAAUUGAUAGCAAACAAUGGCUGUGUAAAUUAUGUGAAUUAAUAAGCAAAAUUCCUUUUUGUUAGAAUAAAAAUAAUUGGAGGGUGUCACAAUAACUCAUAUGUAGUGUAAUUGGGUGGAUUGACACAUAGACAUCUAUGCAUGAAUUGACAAUAGAGAAUGAAAGUGGCUAAGCUCAGGAGCAGAGGAGCAAGAGUUAUUCGAGUCAUAUAAUAGGACUAUUGUGUAGCAAAGUAACAUGUGAUCCUCUUAUAAACAUUG